Capsella rubella is the source of this 958-nucleotide messenger RNA. Its product is annotated as ylmG homolog protein 2, chloroplastic. The record is from RefSeq and is a predicted model, not a curated record. Lineage: Eukaryota; Viridiplantae; Streptophyta; Magnoliopsida; Brassicales; Brassicaceae. Gene Ontology annotation, biological process: chloroplast fission. Bases 58 to 813 code for a protein of 251 amino acids. The transcript is spliced from 3 exons. Gene Ontology annotation, cellular component: membrane.
GCAACUCUCAAGCUUCUCCUUCUACGAAUUUUAUAAUCUCAAAGCUCCUCUACUACAAUGGAGGCGAGUGCGAACGAACCAGCGAUAAAAAGCUUGAAAUCGAUUCCUUCAGGACCGAUACCGAACUUUUUCGUAUCUCUUUCGUCGGCAUUUACGCAAACACCGCUUGUGCGUUCGAGCAAACCCAAUUUGCUACUUCUACCACAAGCUGCAGACUCUGUCAAAAUGAUUCAAGACUUCCAUCGGUCUCUGGUCUCUGCUACUGAGAAAUUCUCAGGGUUCGUCCAUUCUCUCGCCUCUAAGAACCCUCUAUUUCAGGAAGCGGUUCGUCUUUCGUCCGAAUUUCGCGUUCUGUGCGAUGAGAUUCGUUUGAGAAACACUUCAAGGGUGAGGUUUGCAAUGUCUAAUCACGGAUUUGCAGCGGUUCUGCCGGGGGAUUCAGUUGCAGGACUGGUGGUUGCCAAUGGGUUGAUUAAUUUCCUCAACAUUUAUAACACCAUCCUUGUUGUCCGUCUAGUACUCACCUGGUUUCCAAGUGCUCCUCCUGCCAUUGUUAAUCCCCUCAGCACUCUAUGUGAUCCAUACUUGAACAUAUUCCGGGGAUUCAUACCACCUCUUGGAGGAUUAGACUUGUCUCCCAUUUUGGCGUUCCUUGUUCUCAAUGCCUUCACCAGCUCUGCUAUGGCGCUUCCUUGUGAACUCCCGCCUGCUGAAGGAGCGGCUUCUCCAUCUUCUGGUGAGACCAAGUGGAUGAGAAGGAGAAGGUUGAGCAGCCACAAGGACCAUAGACCGAGCUCCGCUUCUAUGAACUGAACCUAUAUAAAAAAUCUCCUCUUUUCUGGGCUACAAGUGUAUCAUCUACCUUACGAGUAAUUUUAUUCUUCUGCAUCUUUGGAUUUCCGAGUUUUUUGUAUAAAAUUUUCUUUAGAAAAUGAAUAAAAAAGUUGUGUUCCUGAUA